GAACAGCGAGCGAUCAGGUAGAGCAUGAACAUAAAACACACGUAACAUUGAAAUAUACGGGAAUCAAAUACCAAGCAAAUCGCGCCAGAUCAUUCUAGAGGGCCAAUGGACACGAAUUUAUCAAAAUAAUAUUCCUGGUUGUUUUAUUUUUUUUAUUUUUUUAACUCACAGAAAAAGGGUUGAUGCGUUUUGUCUGGCAACGAAAGGAAACUCGAUCGAAUUUAUAAUGGAAAAUAUUGUGUCUCAUAAUAUGAUGGGACAACCUGUAACUUUAAUGAGAAUAUUCACAAUAGUUUUGUAUCUGUCACACCCAACAGAUUCAGAAGAGCAGGUGCAGCAGUUUGUUAUUGGGGAGAAGGGACAGAAUGCUACACUACAAUGUAAAGACCUGCCAGUUGAUGCAUUAUCAGUUCGUUGGGCGAAAAAUGGAGUCAUGGUUGUUACCCAAAACCCCUCCGAGCUGUUGGCCCAUCUUUCCAUCGGAAACAACGGUUCCCUGCAGAUCACUGAACUGCAGUAUAUAGAUGAAGGCCUGUAUUAUUGUGAAACCAAAACACCUGACGGCUCAUGGCGAAAUCAAUCGAAGAUUCAACUUCAAAUCACUGAUGGUCCAACUAAUAUAUCACUGAACAUAAAACCAGCAACUCCCCUAAAAAAUGGAACGCUGUUUGUCAAAAGAAGUUCCAGUGUUUUUUUUAAUUGCUCCAGUGAAGCUUAUCCCUCACAGAAUCUGGCGUGGAUAGUUGAAGAUGCAGCACAGGAUAAUCGUGACCGAGCUUCUGGGAGCAAAUCAUCUCUUGAGUUUUCCAUAAGUAACAUCCUGCCAAGUGAUCAAGGGAUCUACACAUGUGCUUCUCAAAAUACCUUCUCCAUGAGAACUGUGAACAAGAGCCAGGAACUACUAGUUUACUAUGCUCCAGAGAGUCAUCCCGUGUGCAGUUGGGAAUUGGGAAAAGAGCCAUCCGAUGUUUUGUUCAUAUGUAGCUGGUAUGGAGGCUACCCUGUGCCCACCCUGGACUGGCAUGAGGUUCUUGAAGAGACUGUAAUAGCCAAGGGUCCCAUGGUCAACACAUCCCAAGAGACUGAGCGUUUGGACGUACAUGUGAACAGGUUUAUAUUACACGAUGGAGAGGAAGUGAAGUGUGUGGGACAUCACUUAACUGGAGUAGAGAGUUCAUGCUCCUUCAACCUCAAAAUGCCGUACCCAUUAGGAUCCCCUUUGGUUACUGCUCUGGAGGGCAGUGCAGUCACUCUCAGUUGUACAGAGACUGAAUCUCUUCCACCGGCUAAAACUGUAUGGAAACAUAAGGACAACAAAGUCAUCAACAAUACCUCGAAAUACAUCAUAUCUGAGAGUAAACCCACAUACACACUCACUAUAGUCAAUGUAACAAAAGCAGAUGAGGGCAUCUUCUACUGCUAUAGUGAAAACCCUCUCGGCGCAAGAGAGCUGGAAUUGUAUCUAACUGUGAAAACCUCUGCAGGUAGAGGAGCCGCAGUUGGUGUCUUAGUUUCCGUUUUAAUAGUCAUCAUUGGAAUUAUUCUUAGUGUGACAUUAUACUCAAAGCGUGACAGAAUUUGCAUUGGUUUAGGAUUUAGUAAUUUAGAUGACAACAGAGGAGAUGUUCUUAGCUUGGUGGAUUCAGAUGAAGAGGAGAUUUUCCAUGAUGCUGUUCCUCAACUUCCUCCACUGACAAACGGAAAUGCAACCACAUUAGUAGAUAUUCACAGUAUACCAUCUUGUGAUUUUAAAGAUAAUUCAGACUGUACCGAAGACACAGAUCAAACUCAACAACAUCAAACAGAAUAAGAGCAACAGAUAAAGGACUAUUAAUGAUCCGUUUAUAUUUACAGCAUCAAUCCUCAGAAUUGUGGACUACGGCAAGUUAUUUUUGUUCUGUGUGAUACUAUACUUAAAAUAUUAUUAUUACAUGUGAACAUUUUUAAAGUUGAUUUUUUUUUUUUUUUUUUUUUUAAGAGAGGCCCUGUUUUUAUUUUCAGUAUGAGGUUUUAAGAAACUGGCUCAAAUAGUUAAAAAUUCAAACUUUUACUUGCGUCAGUGAGCUGUGAUUUUAUUGAAUUUUGAGGCUAUUUGUCGGGGCUAGUUGUCACAUGGGCUAUAUCUCAGUAACUAUUCGAUUUUGAGUCAAAAGUCCAGUUGCAUAAAUGCUUAUUUUCUCUAGCAGUGGUUUUAUAUCUUUGGUUUUAAACAUCUAGAUCAAAACUGCUCAAUAAAAUUUUUGUGAUUUCUAUCCUCCAAACCAAAAUUUAUUGUACAGUAUUUUUGUAGUGGCUGUUGAGAAAAUAAGUGAAUUAAAUAAAACCACACUACAAUGCAUUAAGGCAAGAAUAAAACUAUAUAAUGAACAGUGGCGGUUCUAGCUUGUAUGGCGCCCUGUGCGAAACCCGCUUUAACACGCUCCCAAAGUUGUUGAUGGGGGGAGUGGGGGGUUCUGCGUAGGCGCCUUGUGCCGCCCCCCGCAAGAUGCUGCCCUGGGCAACUGCACAUGUCGCCCAUGCCUAAAUCCGCUACUGAUAAUGAAGGUAUAUUUUGAAUAAAAGAAUUAAAUGUUCUCAGGACAAUGAUGUUUCAUGUGUAAAUAUGUUGUACUUUUAUACAAUUCAUUAAUUAAAAUUGCUGUUUGAAUAAACAUUUUUAUAUGUUUAUUAA
Myxocyprinus asiaticus (Chinese sucker) is the source of this 2671-nucleotide messenger RNA. Its product is annotated as V-set and immunoglobulin domain-containing protein 10-like. Bases 227 to 1810 code for a protein of 527 amino acids. The record is from RefSeq and is a predicted model, not a curated record. NCBI's taxonomy places the organism in Eukaryota, Metazoa, Chordata, Actinopteri, Cypriniformes, Catostomidae. The transcript has 9 exons. Gene Ontology annotation, biological process: cell-cell adhesion. Gene Ontology annotation, molecular function: cell adhesion molecule binding. Gene Ontology annotation, cellular component: cell-cell junction.